UGCUCCUGAGACUCGAGUUCAUCUGAGCAAUGCACAGUGGGGCCGUGCGCCUCCUCCUCGCCCGUGGGAUGAUUCAUGGAGGCUGCAGAGUGAGCCUCCUGCGCCUCCCGGUGCGCAAUCGCCAUCUUCGGCCGGGACUACCGGUGGGAGCUUAGACAGACCGGCUCGGAAGUGCGGCCCCUCCCCGGCUAAAAGAGAACGGAGAAGGGAGGGGAAAGAAGCCAUCCCUGGGGUGGAGACACAAACGCAGCCCCCCUCCCCGCGUGUCCAAAGCGCCUUGGCCAGAAGGCCCCCUCUCCACCCCGAGCAACUCCCCACCCGGCCCGAUCCUGGACGAGCGCGGAGCAGAGGGGCGGCGAGAGGAGUCUAAGCAUGCGCUUGCAUGCCCCACCCCCGCCCAGCCCGGGCAGGCGGCGGCGGCGAAGAGCGCGAGCGGCAGGCGACGGCAGAAGGAGCGGCAGCAGCGAAGCGCCCGCUUGCAGACCGGAGCUCUCGCAGAACCAUGAGCCAGAGGACCACCCCGGGCGCUGCUUCCCCAUUGGUCCUUGGGUGGGAUCCCCCCACUUCCCUGAUGCACCCUUGAUGGCCCCGGCCCACUUGUAGGAUGCAUCUCUUCCCCUCCUUCUUCCUGGUACGUCAUCCUCACCUGGCCUCGCCAGAUGGCCACUCCUCCCUCCGCCAUGGAUGAUGAGCAGACCUUGAACAGGAAUGCCGUGGCUUGGCUGGUUUGCUCGGGGCUCUCUGUCCUGGCCAACGGCUGGGGGAUCCUCAGUGUGAGCGCCAAGCAGAAGAAAUGGAAGCCCCUGGAGUUCCUCAUCUGCACGCUGGCCGGGACACACAUCCUUAACAUUGCCAUUCCCAUCACCAUGUACUCGGUCGUCCAGCUCCGCCGCCAAAACUCUGACUAUCAGUGGAGCGAGGGCCUCUGCAAAGUCUUCGUCUCCACCUUCUACACCUUGACGCUGGUCACCUGCUUCUCGGUCACCUCCCUCUCCUACCACCGGAUGUGGAUGGUCCGCUGGCCAGUGAACUACAGGUUAAGCAACACCAAGAAGCAAGCGGUCCACACCGUCAUGGGUAUCUGGAUGGUGUCCUUCAUCCUCUCCACGCUGCCGGCCGUGGGCUGGCACGACACCACAGAGCGCUUCUACGCCACGGACUGCCGCUUCAUCGUCACCGAGAUCGGCCUGGGCUUUGGCGUCUGCUUCCUGCUCCUGAUCAGCGGCAGCGUGGUCAUGGGCGUGGUCUGCGUGGCCAUCGCCCUCUUCCAAACUUUCUCCAUCCAGGCGGGCAACAACAUCGACAAGAACAAAUUCAACGUCCCCACCAUCGUGGUGGAGGAUGCCCAAGGCAAGAGGCGCUCGUCCAUUGAUGGCUCCGAACCCAUUAAGACUUCUUUGCAGAUCACCUACCUGAUCGCGGGGAUCGUUUUCAUCUACGACUUCCUCAUGGGCUUUCCUAUACUGGUGAUAAGCUUUGCCAGCUUGAAGUCGGACGUGGCCUACAACUGGAUGAUCCUCUGUGUCCUCUGGUGCUCAGUCGUCCAGUCCCUCCUGCUCCCGCUUUUCCUCUGGGGUUGUGACCGGUACCGAGCCGAUAUCAAGUCCGUCUGGGAGAAGUGUGUGGCCGUCAUGGCCAAUGACGAUGUGGGGGAAGAAAACAGCCUGGACGGAGUGAUCCAUACAGACCUGAUGUACGAGCGGCCCUACGAUUACAACUUUGCUGGGGACGCCCUGACCUUGGACCACAUUGCCAAAUAUGACCUCUCGGCCCUGGAGAGGGGCCUCCCCCAAGCCUACACUACAAAGCCUCCCCCAGAGGACAAGAUGCAGUAUCUGCAGGUCCCCCCCACCCGGCGCUUCUCCCACGACGAAACGGACAUUUGGACGACGAGCCAGAUCUCAGCCUACCUCCAGCACUGGGGGGCCAGCGGGGACAUGGCCGCCAGCCUGGCCCAGCUCCUCCUCCCACGGGGGCACGGCUACGAGCGCCGGAGGAGCAGCAGCAGCCUCCUGUCCUAUCAAGAGGAAGGGCAGCACCCACACCGCAGGCGUCGGAAGUCCGCUGAGAGCACCUUGUCCCUCAGGCCCUUCCCUCCGGAAGACUACUACAAGGGCGGUGGCGGCGGCAGCGGGGGGCCUGGAGACUACAGGUUCUUCAGCAAGGAGGAAGGGGUGAACUACUUCAUCGACACUAGCCCCUUGCCGAGCCCCAGGAAAGGCCCUCUGCGCUCUGCGUCCGUCUCCCUCAUCCCAGACACGUUCCGCCACUGCUCGGCCACCCUCGCCAACUUCCCCUUGACCACUUUCGAGCGGGAACCUCAGGGCUUGCGGCGCCUCUCGGCCCAAGGCCGGGGGUGCUCCCUGGCGGUCCCAGGGCCUUUCCUGGCUCAGGAGGAUGCCAAGAACUUCUUCCCUAAAGGCAGCGCUGACGCCCCGUGCCUGGAGCAGAUCCGCAUCCAGCUGUACGAGGCUCCCGAGGAACGCCCAGCCAGCAGCUGCUGCUCCGAGCCGGAGGGCUUCCGGACAGGCCUCAGCCCCUCCUGGGGGGGCCAGGAGGAGCUCCGGAAGGGCGGAAGCAAGGGCAGCACCAGCAGCUUCCUGAGCACGCCCUCAGCCUCCUCCGGGUACGCCACAUACCACUCGGAUUCCAUGGGUUCAAGCUCCUAGAAGCAUAAAGCACCGGAAGCCACUGGCGGGUCCUGUUCAGUUUUCUCUCUUUCUCUCGGGAAAAGUCUCCUCUUCUUCAGAGUCCAGGUUUUUGUUGUUUAUUUAAAGAGGACUGGGCACAGCACCAAAGAAACCAAAACUCCAGCCUCUCUUGCGUGUUUUGCAAAAAAGCAGGAGGAUGGAGGAGAAGGAGGAGGGCGGCAAGGACGAUUUGAGGACCUGGGAGCUGCAGUGGAGCAGCUUAGAGACCCAUGUCCCUCUUGGCUGAACCAGACCUCGCCAGCAGGAGGGCGGUGGGGUGCACUUCCCCUCUUCCUUCCUUCCUUCCAGCUGCAGCGGCUAGCUGGGCCCGAUCAGGAAUUUUCCAUUUUUUUAAUAAUCCCGUGUCCCGCACCUGGUACUUUCUAAGACAAUGUAAAGUUAUGCAUGAGUUUUCUGUAUCAAAUGACCCCACGAUGCGUCCCCUGGAUGAGGCUGUUGGCGAAAGCUUCGGGCUUGCAGGCGGGUGGGGUGGGGUGGUGGGGUGUUACCGAAUUUCUCAGAGGGGGCUGUUGGCAGGGUGGCAAAGCAGUCUGUGUUUCCCCCAUCAGUCCUGGUUCGCGGGACAAGAGCUGUGUGUUUGUGUUCCAUUUGUCCAUGAUACCACUGCACAAGCAAAGGGUUUGAGGCAGGUGCAAAGCUCCGUGCUGAUAUGCCCCAUCCCCUGAGCCGUAGGGUGUUGCAGGAUGAGCCCCCUGUGGAAUCUAGCCAGGCAGCUGAUAGGCAAGGAGAGAGAAGAAACUGUUGGUUAAAUGGGCUGCUGGGACUUGGGAGUCCAGCAAUAUUUGGCUGGAAUAAGGGUUUUGUCUAUGUUGGCAUUUGGGGCUUCCCCCCCCCCUCUGUUCCUGGGACUCAGGCAGCAGCUUCUGACACACACACUUGGCCCACAGGGUGGAUAUUUCGCCGCCACCACCACCUUUCCAGUGUCAAAGCCCUGCCACCCACAAUGGCUUGAUUGGCUGCCUCUGUCUGAUCUGAAGCAACAGAUUGCAGGUAGAAACUCUGCUUUAUGAUUCUAGGAUCAUCUAGUCCAACCCCCUGCAAUGGGCAUUUCUCCAGGGGUGAAAAAGCACGACAGGCACAGGAUUAGGGGCCAAAGCUGUAACCCAUCCUCCUGUUCUCUCCUGAGCCCCAGGAACACCCAGUGAUAUUUUUUUAAAAGACAAAAUCAUGGCAUCGCUGCAGUGCCCCUGCUGUGUGGCCUGGAGCACCACUUGCAUGCAUCAUUCAAAUUGUAGUGUUGCAGCUGGGGCUACGGUUUUCAGCCUGCUUGAUUGGACAAUGAUGGGAGGGGAUCGUCACCUUUCUGGUUUUUCUGUAUGUAGGGUGGCAUGUCUUUGGUACUGGUGGGGAGGGAAUCCUUUCUAGCCAUUGGGCUGGAUCCUUAUCUCCCCAUCCCUGAUGGGCCAAAUUUGACUGGUGGAAGCGGCUGCCCACCUGCAAAUCACCUGACUACGCCACUGUGCUUUGAAGGCCCAGUUGGUUGUCGGGACUUCAAAGCGCAGCACGGGGCUGUUUGAAAGCCCCUUUGUAAACAGCCCCAUGCUGCUCUUUGAACCUGAAAAUCAGCUGGUGGGAAGUGGAAGUUCAGCUGGCCCCAGCAGCAAAAAUUAAUCACCAAGAGUUCCCUCACAGUUAUUUAUUUGAAAGCACAUUAUGUGAUGGCAGGGUGGGGAGACUGGGCCUCUCUUUCAGGCUGCUUUGAACCCCUGGCCACUGUCACUUUUUCCAGUUAAGCAUGGGGCAAGUGAAUGUUAUGACCAAUAGGGUCAGCACAAAGUUUCCUGCUUGAGUUCCGUCUCGCGUGCACGACUGUGUGUGUGAUGUUGUCUUGGUAGCAGGGGAGACGAAAAGGUUUGCUUUAGGGAAAUAGAUGCCCGGGAAAGGAAUGAGGGCAAGUGGAGAAGGGAGGGGAGGGAGGGAGUUAGUAUUUGUAGAGUCCUCAACAUUUUGGCUUUCAGUUGCACUGUCAAACAGUCUCCUCCCUCUGGGGCAGGAGGUUCUCCCAAUGGAGUCACGAGAGAAGCUUCCCUGAGCUAAGAUAGAACCAGAUUCGGUGCUUGUUUACGUUCAGCUAAUGUCUGGAUUUGCCACCAUUUCAAGUCUAAUCUAGUGCAACCCCCUGUGGUGCAGGAUCCGCAGCUAGAGAGAAUCCAUGACAGGUGGCCAUCCAACCGCUGCUUAGAAACCUCCAAGGAAGGAGAGUCCACCACCUUCUGAGGUUGUCCAUUCCGCUGUCAAACAGCUCUUGCCGUCAGACCGUUCUUCAUCAGAAUCUCCUUUCUCGUCCUUUGAAGGAGCGUCUCCAACCCCAUUCUUCAGCCCGGACACUGAAGUCCAGCUCCGAAGGCCUUCUGCCGGUUCCCUCACUGCGAAAAGUGAAGCUACAGGGAACCAGGUGGAGGCCCUUCUCGGUAGUGGCACCCACCCUGUGGAAUGCCCUCCCAUCAGAUGUCAAGGAAAUAAACAACUACAUUGGUACCUCUACUUACGAAUAACUCUACUUACGAAUGUUUCUACUUACAAAUGGAGCUCCAUCCGCCAUCUUGGAUGUGGUUUAGAUAGAAUUUUUUCUACUUAUGAAUUUUUAGAUAGUGUUGCUUCUACUUACGAAUUUUUUCUCCCAAUGCAUUCGUAUGGGAUUCGACUUACAAUUUUUUUGACUUACAAAUGUGCGUUCGGAACGCAUUAAAUUCGUAAGUAGAGGUACCACUGUAUCUGACUUUUAGAAGACAUCUGAAGGCAGCCCUGGUUUAGGGAGGUUUUUAAUGUUUGAAGUUUUAUCGCUUUAUUAUUAUUGUUAAUAAUAAUCUGUUGGUAGCCACCCAGAGUGGCUGGGGAAACCCAGCCAGAUGGGUGGGGUAUAAAUUAUUAUUAUUAUUAUUAUUAUUAUUAUUAUUAUUAUUAUUACCACCCCAUGGUGCGGGCCCUACUCCCUGGAGCAGCAGAAAUGGGAUCUGUGCCUUUUAGCUGCCGAAGAGCAGGCAGAAAUAUGAGAUGUUCCUUUUCCUCCAUCUUCAAAACUUAUUUGCACACAGCUUUUGAAAUCAACCUGCAUUGUCCAUGGCUGUUUUCAUCCCUUCACUGGGCAGAUCUACACCUAGGACACUGCUUUGCGCUGAGACCAAACUGGUUCAUCUCACUCAGUACAUUGUCCACACUGAGUGGCAGCAAUGGUUCUUCCAGGGUUUCAGGCAUAGGGGACAUUCUCUGCAUACUCCCCACUUGGAGAUGCUGCCAGGAUUGGACCUGGGACCUUCUGCAAGCAGAGCAGAAUGAGAUGAUAGAGUCCAGUGGUGGAGAGCAGGCUGUACCACUUUGUGAUGCUGGAAAUUGAUAAUUUCUUUGAGCGUCCCCCCACAUCCGAGGCAGAUGCUGCCUUGAUAACAGAGCUGCAAUCCUGUGCUGUGGAUGAAUGUUCUCAUUUCGCUGAAACAUGUUGGGUGUUCCUUAUUUUUUUCCUGUUGGAUUUUUGAUUAUUUAAGAAAGAACAUACACUUCAACAACAUGCAAGGAGUGAAGAAAUAAAGAAAGACGAUGCGACGAAAUUGAAAUGAAACAUAACACACAAAAUGCAAAUUUGCAUCCUUUCGGUCACAAUCCCUGAAAAGAAUUACUGUAUUGGUAUUGGGGGUGGGGGUAGCAAUGCAGUUCCUAUUACAUACUGUAUAACAAUACAAAUGUUUGAGAGAUACAGGAAGGAACAACGGCUUGCCUGUUUGCCAUCAUAUGGUCCACAACUUGAAAAAGAAAACGAUGCACAGUUGAUGCAUUGGUUCAAGUGCCCCAAUCUGUUUUAGGAUGGCCACCUGUCUUGGGUGCCACAUCUGGAGACAGCUUUCCAAAAUGUAGGUUGGCAUCAUUCAUAAUUUAUUCCCUAUAAGAAUAAAUAUGGGGCCUUUGGGAGGAUGAGUAUUUUCCUCAUAGUUCGAGGAAGGGGUUGUUAUGCACGCCUAUAUUUGUAGUGUGGGGGAUGUGGAGGAUUCAAAAACAUCUGGUGGGGUGGUAGUAGUUGCGCUUUGAAAUGUGUACUGUUUUCAUCAUUGUAGAAGAUUUAUUCCCCUCACCCCAUCGUUAUGAAAUCCACAGAGGGGGUGGGGGAUCAGGGCAGGACAUCUCAAAAGGCAGGUUCCAGGGCCCAGAAGUGCUUUUCUUCCUUUUAUUAGAAAACAACAGCAGCGCCGAAAAAGCAUGCUUCUAGUCCUCAUGCUUACGGAUGCUAACUCGCGUCUGAACCGGUGCAGCAGCAGCAGCGCCUGUGUCAAAAAAGGGUAGCUCAGAGGAGUUGCGAUGGUCCCUUACUUCAUCUCGAGUGCAGUUUGUUCUCGCACAUGCCACGGGAUGGGGUGUCUCCCCCCCCCCCAUUGUGUGUUCGCAAGGGGAAGAAGGACACCAGUUGCUGAGAAGAGAUCAGUCAGUUUGGGUUGUGGCUUCCAGAAAGGGGCUCUUUCGCUGCGUCCACCAUUGAAUGUCCAAAGGAGGGACUGUUCCAUCUCGGGGGGGGGGGGGAGUCCUGAGGAGCAGUAAUCAUUUGAAGGCUAACUGUGGAGGUUGCACCUUUGGAACAAAACUGCCUCCCCCCACAGGGAAAUAGAUGUUGGCCAGGAAACCAGCCACGGCUCUCUGUGGUGUGACCAACAAACUUCUUGGUCGCUGUGGCGUGACCAACAGACUUCUGGGGCGCUGUUUUUAUUAUUAUUAUUAUUAUUCCAACCACUUGAUAUUCCACCUCCCCACAAAUAUAUUAUGGAUGUUGUGCCUUUUAAGGGUUUGACAAUAACGAUGCUGGUACUAUCUGAUGAAUAUUGAUAGUCCAGUUGAUGAGCCUAUUGGAUUUCUUUUUUGCAAAAAGCAGUCAGGUAAGGGGUGGGGUGGGCAAGAUGAGAUGCUUAACCCUUUUGUCGUACUGUAUCUUUUUAACUCUUUGUAGUGUCACAAGGCAAUACUUUUCCAAACCUGUUGGGAGGGUCACCGUAUCUCAGAAAUCAGACCCCACGUUUUUACUGACCUUUUGAGAAAUAAUACUUUUUUUAAAGAAGAAAAAACCCACCACCUUGGCACCCUUAAUAAAGAAUACUAUAAUGGCUGCUAAAAUUCAUAGACCCAGCCAGGCAAUACCUUUCUACUGCUAGAAGACCACAGGGUGGGGGGUGGGGAGUGUUUAUUCCAGCGUUGAGGCUUCUCUCGGCCUGCUCCGAAAAAGACUCCCAUUUCUGUUUUGUGUUCUGUCCCUUUCUCUUGGUGACGUUCCACGCUGUGCAAAGACAAACUUUCUGAUUUGUGUCUGGAUUUGUCUCGAAACCAGAUUUAAAAAAAAAAAAAGUUUUAUUCAUCGGUUUUUCCAAACUGUUUGUAGUUUGCUCUUUUUUCCCAAACACUUUUGAGGGUUCCUUUCUCUUAAAUUAAAAAUGAAAACAAAAAACCGUCUGUUAUUUUCUUUGUCUCUAAACCUCAUUGGCCUUCUUUUUAGUUAC
This is a messenger RNA of Zootoca vivipara (common lizard), 8182 nucleotides long. The record is from RefSeq and is a predicted model, not a curated record. NCBI's taxonomy places the organism in Eukaryota, Metazoa, Chordata, Lepidosauria, Squamata, Lacertidae.